Messenger RNA from Ananas comosus (pineapple), 3619 nucleotides. Its product is annotated as protein NPGR2-like. Lineage: Eukaryota; Viridiplantae; Streptophyta; Magnoliopsida; Poales; Bromeliaceae. The transcript has 6 exons. Bases 505 to 2694 code for a protein of 729 amino acids. The record is from RefSeq and is a predicted model, not a curated record. Gene Ontology annotation, molecular function: protein binding.
UUUCUCAUCUCUGUUUUAUGUUCUUUGCUUGCGUCAUAGGAUACUCGGCAUAUUUAAAUGAAAGAUUUUUAUUUCUAUUAUUUUUUUCCCUUUCCAAUUUGAUUGAUUGAAGGGGGCAUUUUGUUAGAUUUUUAGUAAUGAAAUUGGGAACUUUGUUUUUAGCCUAUGCAAUUUUGCUUGUGAUAUGCAAAGGAUUUGAAUCAAAUAAAUCAUAAUCUUCUCAUCUUAUAUGAUCUUUCCUGCAUGAUGAUAAUUUUGCUUUUUCACUUCUUGCUUUGUUGGUUUUGUGGGGUAGAGGAGGAUUGGCUUCUGAGAAUUCUGAUGUUUUAUUUCUAUAAUCGGCAGUGGCGUUUUGUUUUGCUUCCUUGGUUGCGACACUCUUUCUGAUCCGAUAUAUUUCAGUGUUUUAUCAGGAAAUAGAUACAUAAUUUCUUGAAUUUUCUUGAAGUUUUAGAAGGUGAGAGUACUCGAUGAAGUUUUCUAAAGUUUAAUCUUCGAUUAAGGAUGAAGGGUAGGAAAUGGAGGAAGGGCGAGAGAAGCUUCCUUAAACCGAUUGUACAGAUGACAAUGAAGUGCUUUUGUUCAGGGGAGCAGUUUAGGGCGAAUGAGAUGAUUCAAUCUGCUAAUUCUCAAACCACAAAGGACUGUUCGACCAGUAAAUGGUCUUCUCAAAAUGGCGAGGGUGAGCGGCGGUUUGACAAUUGCAGUAUAGAGGAAGCUGAAUCAUCACUUCGCGAGGGUGUUUGCCUUAAUUACGAGGAAGCUAGGGCCUUGCUUGGGAGGCUAGAAUACCAGAGAGGGAAUAUAGAAGCAGCCCUUCGUGUAUUUGAUGGAAUAGACUUUUCUGCCCUUGCUCCUAAGAUAAAAAUGUCUAUAACUAGAAGAAAAGGUCGCAGGAAGGUUCGUUCACGUGAUGAUGGACAGCCGAUGUCCUUGCAUGCUGUUAGUUUACUCAUCGAGGCUAUAUUUCUUAAAGCGAAAGCUCUUCGUGAUCUUGGAAGAUUCAAAGAAGCUGCCCAAGAAUGCAAUAUUAUAUUGGAUACUGUGGAGCCUGCAUUACCUGAAGGCUUGCGUGGAAACCAUGGCAUCGAUUCAAAAUUACAGGAAAUAGUUGCCAAGGCAGUCGAAUUGCUCCCUGAGCUAUGGACAUUAGCGGGUUAUCCACAUGAAGCCAUUUCUUCAUAUCGAAGGGCACUUCUUAGUCACUGGAAUCUCGAAGCAGAGACCGUUGCAAGAAUACAAAAAGAAUUUGCUAUAUUUCUUCUGUAUGGAGGUUGUGAGGCAAGUCCACCAGACCUUCGCUCUCAAACGGACAGUUCCUUUAUACCAAGAAACAAUUUGGAAGAAGCCAUUCUUCUUUUGAUGAUUCUGCUAAGGAAAUUCACCCUCAAGAGGGUUGAGUGGGAUCCAACCGUUAUUCAACAUCUCAGUUUUGCACUAUCUGUUUCUGGACAGCUGAAAUCUCUAGCAAGCCAGGUCGAAGAAUUAUUACCUGGUGUGUUGGAUAAGACAGAACAACUAUAUACUCUUGCAUUGUGCUACAUGGGGGAGGAUGACGAUGUAACUGCUUUGAACUUGCUGAAAAUGCUACUGAAAGACAGAGAGGAGCCGGAUUGUCUAAAAGCACUGUUGCUAGCUUCAAAAAUUUGUGGCGAGAAAAGCAGUUUUGCAGAAGAAGGUGUCUCCUUUGCACGCAGGGCUCUUGCCAAUUUGAAUCGAGGCUGUGAUCAUAUGGAAAGUGUAGCGAGUUCUCUACUUGGGAUUUCUCUUUCAGCUCGAGCUAGAAGCUGUUUUUCUGAUUCAGAAAGGGUUUCUCUGCAGUGUGAAGCCCUCGAGGCGCUAGAAAAAGCAGAAAAGAAAAUGCGUGGGAAAGAUUAUAGGGUAAUAUAUAAUCUCAGUCUGGAAAAUGCUGAACAGAGGAAGUUAGAUGCUGCACUUAGCUAUGCAAAGCAGCUUCUGCGCUUAGAGGCCGGGUCAAACAUACGGGGGUGGGUUCUGUUGGGUCGAAUAUUCAGUGCGCAGAAACGGUUUCUUGAUGCUGAGGCUGUAAUUAAUGCUGCUAUAGAUCAGACUGGAAAGUGGAGCCAAGGAGAGCUCUUAAGGACUAAAGCAAAAAUUCAGAUUGCGCAGGGGAAAUUGAAGAAUGCAGUCGGGACGUAUAUGCAGCUUCUUGCCAUUAUUCAGCUUAAGACUAAAAACUUUGGUGCGGGGAUGCAGUUUUUGAAGGGUCAAAAGAACGACAGAAGUCUGGAAAUAGAGACAUGGUAUGAUCUAGCUCAUGUUUACUUAAGCAUGUCACAGUGGAGGGAUGCAGAGGCUUGUCUCUCCAAGCUAAAGGCUAUUAGUCCUUAUUCGGCAUUAAGCUGUCAUGCUACAGGGCAGCUGUAUGAAAAGAAAGGUCUUUCAAAAGAAGCUUUUGGGGCAUAUACUAAAGCGCUGGACGUAGAACCUGCGCACGUUCCAAGCCUGGUAUCCACGGCUAUUGUUCUGCGACAGCUCGGCGACCGGCCGUUAUCCACCGUGAGGUGCUUUUUAACUCGAGCUCUGCAGCUGGACAGGACGAACCAUGCAGCGUGGUUUAAUUUAGGUCUGCUUUAUGAAGCCGAAGGUGCUAGAUCAGCACGUGAAGCCGCCGAGUGCUUUCAAGCUGCUGCUCUUCUCGAAGAGACUGCGCCUGUUGAGCCGUUCAGAUGACUUCCGUGCGUAGCGGGGAAAAUAUUCUGUAAGAUAUUUUACACCUCUGAGAAUGAGUAAAAUGAUUUAGCCUUAUGUAAAGCUUAUAAAUUAUAGCUUUCUCAAAAGAUCAGGAGAAGUAGUGUCCCUACCUUUUUCUUCUUCUUCUUUUCUUUUCUUCCCUCUAACACUCCCCCUGUAGUGACUGAAUUAGAACCUACAGGCCUCAUUUUGUUACUGAGUUUUUUCAACUCAAAUCCUGUGCAGUUGAAUGAGCCGGCAUACGGAACAUAUCUGAUCUUGUUACUGUUGAUUAACUUGCGAACUCAGAAACAAACAAGUUACCAGUCAGUUCUCUUUUUUUCUGUUUGGUUGGGUUGCCAAACUAAUCCUAUAAAUGUACAGAAUGCAAACAAUCUGCCAUUUGCCGGCACAUUCAGUUGCAUAUAAUUUGAGUUUAAAAAAGCAGAAUAGGAACAAAAAGAGCCAAAAUUGUAACCUGAUGAGGCCUAUCUUGCUAUAUUUUGUCGACUUCUAUCCUUCUUGACCAUUGAGGUAGCCACCUACAGGGAUGAAGGUUUUUCUUCUGUAAAGUAUUGCAACCUUUGUAUUCAUUGCUAGAGACCCCAUUGCCCUAAUUCCUUUGUGAACCAUGCCUUGAAACUCUCGUGUCAUUUGUGCCGUCGAAUAACGGAGAUGCUGUCGCGUCGGUUCAUCGCAUGCGAAUAAUGGAGAUAAGUUUUGCACUGGAGAAAUCAGAUUUAUAUUCCUUUUUGUGGCUGCUACAGCUUUAAUGCAGUUCAAUGACUGGGAACUGGUGUUGUUUUAGUGUUUCACAUUUCAUGUUAAUGUUUUUUGAAUCUUUUUCAUGUUUCAUGUUAAUAUCUUGUAAAAUUAUACAGUUGGAGCAAAAUGAUUAAUUCAAACGAAGUAAUUUUAUUUUUUA